Drosophila elegans is the source of this 405-nucleotide messenger RNA. RefSeq names its product protein new-glue 1. Bases 7 to 405 code for a protein of 132 amino acids. Lineage: Eukaryota; Metazoa; Arthropoda; Insecta; Diptera; Drosophilidae. The transcript has a single exon. The record is from RefSeq and is a predicted model, not a curated record.
AGCAACAUGAGGAAGUCAAUUGUGAUAGUUGGAGCACUUCUGGUGACCAUUUUCGUGGUCCACCUCCCAGUUGGCCAGGCUGUCACCUGUGCCGAUGCUCCUGACGAUACUUCCUGCAUCGAUUGCACGUCAUCUGCGAAUGCGGACAAUGCCGAGUGUGCCACCACCACCACGGUGGCUCCUGACCCCACCACUGUAGCCGGCGAGACUACCACAGUGGCUACUGCCGCCGGAGAAACCACUGCUGCCUCUGCCUCUGCCACCACCGUAUCCUCUGCGUCCGGCAGCAAGAAGAAGACGAAGACUACAAGGACCUUCAGACGGACGAUAAGCAGGCCCAACAAGGUCAGGAGGAUUAGACGCAACAGGAACAGGAGCAACAGGAGGAGAAACAACUCUGGUUAA